This is a messenger RNA of Pteropus alecto (black flying fox), 3412 nucleotides long. RefSeq names its product zinc finger DHHC-type containing 3 (gene ZDHHC3). Gene Ontology annotation, cellular component: endoplasmic reticulum; Golgi apparatus. Gene Ontology annotation, molecular function: protein-cysteine S-palmitoyltransferase activity. The record is from RefSeq and is a predicted model, not a curated record. Gene Ontology annotation, biological process: protein targeting to membrane; peptidyl-L-cysteine S-palmitoylation. The coding region runs from base 757 to 1872 and encodes 371 amino acids. NCBI's taxonomy places the organism in Eukaryota, Metazoa, Chordata, Mammalia, Chiroptera, Pteropodidae. The transcript is spliced from 11 exons.
CUCCUGCAGCCGCCACCGCCGCCGCUGCCGGGAGCUCGAUGGGCUUCUCCUGCGCGCCGCCCCGUGUCUGGCGGAGUCCAGGGAGCCGCGGCGCCUCGUUGCGGGGAGCCAUCGUUGCAGCCCGAGGCCGGGUCCCGGCUCGGGGACUGCAGGGGGAGGCGACGGCGGCUGCGGCGGGAGCCUCGACAGGGGCCUGGGACUGGGGAACUGCCUCCGACUUCACGUUCUCUACAGGUGCACCUACAGGGAAGACGUCUUGCAGGGUUGGACUUUGCCCUCCAGGGAAACUGGGCAAAUAAAGCCGGAAGGAUUCCUCCCUCAUGAAAGCACAGGCACCCCACUUGUUGUGGCACACAAACACCUUUGUGUGUGGUUGGACACCUGGAUUCCAUGUGAGGAACUCUGAUGAGAUACCAAGGGACUGCUGACAUUAAAAAUGGUGAAGAAACCAAGGUGCAGAGAAGUUAAUUGUCUUGACCAAGGUCACAGGUCACAUAACUAAUAAGUGGCAGAGCCAGGAUUUGAGACCAGAGACUCAAGCCGCAGUGUUAGGAAGAAAAGACGCAUUGCCCAGCGCUUGUUUCUGAAGGAAGAGAGAGCGCGCGUGCACAGUCUGUGCUAUGUGCAGGGCGCUGCCGGCCACAGCGUUCAGCACGAGCACCUCCCACCCCCUCCGCCCUCACGCCAACCCUGUGCGGAGGUGGCUGGGGCUGGCAUGUGUUCUUCUCACAGAUGUCAGUAUGGACAGAAUAGCUUAUGAUGCUUACCCCCGCCCACCACUUCCGAGACAUUGAGCGGAAGCCAGAAUACCUCCAGCCGGAGAAGUGUGUCCCCCCUCCCUACCCUGGUCCUGCGGGAGCCAUGUGGUUUAUCCGCGACGGCUGCGGCAUCGCUUGUGCCAUUGUCACCUGGUUUCUGGUCCUCUAUGCGGAGUUUGUGGUCCUCUUUGUCAUGCUGAUUCCAUCCCGAGACUACGCGUACAGCAUCGUCAAUGGAAUUCUGUUCAACCUGCUGGCCUUCUUGGCCCUGGCCUCCCACUGCCGGGCCAUGCUGACGGACCCCGGGGCAGUGCCCAAGGGAAAUGCCACCAAGGAAUUCAUCGAGAGUUUACAGCUGAAGCCCGGGCAGGUGGUGUACAAGUGCCCCAAGUGCUGCAGCAUCAAGCCCGACCGCGCCCACCACUGCAGUGUUUGUAAGCGGUGCAUUCGGAAGAUGGACCACCACUGUCCCUGGGUCAAUAACUGCGUGGGCGAGAACAACCAGAAGUACUUCGUCCUGUUUACAAUGUAUAUAGCUCUCAUUUCCUUGCACGCCCUCAUCAUGGUGGGAUUCCACUUCCUGCGUUGCUUUGAAGAAGAUUGGACAAGGGACAACCUCGUUUUAUCAGAUCUCCUGCAAGCCUAUGGACUGAUCAGGGAAGGAGGAGCAGAGGCCCGAAUCUCCCUUCAUGAAAAAAAGCAGCCCCUUAAAAUCAGUUCCGCAGAGUGCAGCUCCUUCUCGCCGCCCACGACGGUCAUCCUCCUGAUCCUGCUGUGCUUCGAGGGGCUGCUCUUCUUCAUUUUCACAUCGGUGAUGUUUGGGACCCAGGUGCACUCCAUCUGCACGGACGAGACGGGCAUCGAGCGCCUCAAACGAAAGCAUCAGCCCAGGGAGUACAGGGGCAGCUGGAAGUUGGUACAAGACAUCUUUGGUGGGCGCUUUUCCCUGAACUGGUUCAACCCCUUCUCCGGACCGUGGCAUCCAAAGCCGCUCAGUGACAGGGACUGGGUGCAGCAGGUGGCAUCAACGUCAGAGACCGACAAUACGGAAAUGACAGAGGAGCGUUCAGGGGAGAGUAAGGACGAGGACUCUGUGGAGGUGACAGAUGAGUGAUGCUGCUGUGGGGAGAGCCGGACUUGAAGAGUCGCUGUCAACCUGGCGUUGUGGCCACGGGGCUCACGGGCACGACGCGCUCCCCUGCACCCCGCUGCCUCCCUCAGGCCACUGCCACCCUCUGUAACACCCCCUCCCUCUCCCCACGUUGGGCCAGGUUGGGGUGCGGGUGGACUAGGGUGACCGAGGACAAGACUUUCUCUGGGUCUAAGGCGUGCCCGGAGACGGACUGCCAGGAGCAUCCGCCUGGGCGUCCUCACGCAGCCAAGGGAGCUGAGCAGGGCAGCCCAGGGCAGGAAAGAACGUGCCUUUGGCGUUUCUCGUGACGUCUGUCUUCUCUCGGGAAGGUUGGGGCCCUGCCUUCUGGCUUCUGAGAACUAAGGCCAUGACAUCAUGAGGGAAAGACGGGGCAGGGACACCACAGGGAUGCAGGGUGGGACACUGACAUCAGGAAACCAGUCAGGAAGGGGCUCCCCCUGCUGCCUGCCUGAAUCAGACCUUCCUCGUACCUAGGCAUGGCAGGCUUCUAGCGUUUUACCAUCUAGUUCCAUAGAUGCCAGACUCUUCCCUGAGUCAGACAGCAUGGAGCUGUCCUGCCGUGGCUACAGGUCUGUCCAUUCACAGGUGGAGUGGGGAGCAGUGGGAAGGACCUAUUUAGAGCUCCUGGGGACUCACCCACCUCCCCCAUGAGAACUUAAUUUUACUUUCCCUCCUGGCAGGAGUCUAACAGCUCACAUGGGCACAACUAACCAGAAAUCUGGCAGAGCAACCAGGAAGGCAGGGGCUCCCACUCUCAGACUGUGGGCCUGUUUUCUUGGUCUGUAUCAGCUUUAAUAUUUAUUGACGACGAGGUAGGCAGCCCAGGUCGGCUCUGCAGCCCGUGACGGCCCAGCCAGGGCAGGGCGCAGCUGCCUCCCACUUUGGGGUAUAGCUGUUCUCUGACCAUGGGGCCCAUAGGUUGUCUUAACCCCUAGGGCAGCCCUGGGGGCAUCCGCAUGGUGGAAUGUGCACAGACUCCCCGGGGAGGCAAGGUUAGAGGUCAGAGAAGGGAAGCGGGUCACCAGUCUCAGGGUGCACUAAACUCCAAGGUCCUAAGGAAUGGCCUCACACAAGCUUUAAACUGCUCUUCCCUGGGGCCAGUUUGGUCUGAAAGCAGAGUUGUCCACCAGCCCCAAAGCCAUUCUGUUCUUAGAUCGGUUGGCGGGGAGACAUUUGACUUGCAGAGUGGGAGCCAGCCCCGCUAUCCUCACUGAGGCCACCUUGGCGCAAGACCUAGGCCAUGGCCCGUUCUGGGAGGGUUGGGCUGGGCCGGGCCCCAGCCAGUGUCAUGUGGGUAACAGCCCGAUCCAUCCUGAGCCUCACAUCCUCACAUCAGUGACCACAGUGGCAUUCUCUCUUGUGGCGCUGUUGACAACAUAACAUUCUGCUCGGCCUCAAACUGACAGCAUUGAAGCUGAUGUCAAAACGAAACCAGGGCCUACCAGGAGGGGGGCGGGGUGCGAACCUUGCCUUUCUCUGAAUAAAAAGUUCUUUGCUCGAC